This is a messenger RNA of Maniola jurtina (meadow brown), 3670 nucleotides long. RefSeq names its product transmembrane reductase CYB561D2. Lineage: Eukaryota; Metazoa; Arthropoda; Insecta; Lepidoptera; Nymphalidae. The record is from RefSeq and is a predicted model, not a curated record. The coding region runs from base 175 to 918 and encodes 247 amino acids. Gene Ontology annotation, molecular function: transmembrane monodehydroascorbate reductase activity. The transcript is spliced from 2 exons.
GAGAGAAAAAAAAAAGAAAAUGUCAAAAUAGUAGAGUAACAAGUAAAUAGUAAUGAUGGGAAGCUGAAUAUAACUGGAAACCGCUCGAUAAAUUAGUGUCAAAAAUAAUUGUAUUAUUAUAUUAUGGAGCAUUGUGCGCAACAGAUCGUGUAAUAAGGUUCACAUUAUAUUCUAAUGGAAACAGAAGUCAGUCAAAUCACAACAAAUCUCUCAGAAAUGCCGCCUGUAGAAAGGACAUCCGAAACUUCUCAUCUAGUUCCUCCAAAUAAUACGCCGAAGCCGAGUUAUUUGAACCUUGUCAGUAACAUAUGUGCAUUGAUUUUUACGGGAAUAAUACUUUAUUGUUGUUUCAAGGAUGGAGCAAGUCUUUUCUCGUUCCAUCCCACGUUAAUGGCUCUAGGGUGGCUGAUUCUGAUGACUUCUGCUAUCAAUGCUGUCACACCGGGAGAUUUAGCUACAGAAUGGAUGCCAAUCAGGCUUCGAAGUGCUCGCCACUGGGUCCUUCAAUUACUAGCAGGUCUUAUCAUUCUUGUUGGGUUUCUUGUAAUUCUUACGAAUAAAUUUAUAAACAACAAGUAUCAUUUUAUAACUCUUCAUGCUAAAUUUGGUUUGGCUGCUUUAGUAUUUGUAUGCUUUACAAGUUUUGGUGGUCUAGGUGCGCUUUAUAGUCUUAAACUGAAAGAUUAUCUGGCUCCUAUCUACAUAAAAUUACUCCAUGCAUCAGUUGGUCUGGUAACAUUUUGUUUGGGUACAAUAACAAUCAUACUUGGAACUUUCUCAAAGUGGUGGUCUUUUGGAGAAGUUUUAAGAUACACAAGUCUGGUGUUAGUUCUCAUCAUAAUGAUCUUGACAGUAUUACGUCCAUGUCUAAAGGUUUAUUUCCGUUUGAAGGAAAGGCUUGGUUACUCAAAUAAUUAACUUUAAAUGCAAUUGAAUAUUAUGAAAUAUAUUAUGCUUUGUGUGCAGAGCGAUCAAUGUCCACACAAAUACCUAGUGUUGUAGCGAAGAUUUAAUAUUUUCCAUGUAUUAAAUGUGACAUUUUCUAUUAUUGAACCUAUAUAAUAUGUAGCAACUGGCAAGGCACAAUUUUUUAAUGAAUAUUUUACAUUAAUUGCAAAGAAAAAUUAUAAUUUUGAAUUUAAUGUUGCUUAAUCUGAUUCCAUCUAUUAUAUCUCUUUAUGCAUAACAAUAUGUCACAAGAACUUUAUUUUGAUAACUAUGUGGUUUACCUAAAAUUCUGAUUGCACUCUACAAAGUUUUUCAGAUUUAGAAUAUUUUAUAUAUAAAUUUACAUGUAUGGAAUAUUUGCUCUUAAAGUUUUCGAAUUUUAAUUUAUUUAGGUAUUAAUUUUAUAAUACAUGCACAAACUAAUCAUUCCAAUAGAUUAAUCUUAAUAAAAAUUCUCUAUUUUCUAUAAAUACAAUCUUAGUAGGUACAUACUAAUAUAUUAUCAUAUUGCAUAAUAUAUUAUUUUUAAAAAGACUGGAAAGAUGAAAAAAAUAAAUUGCCUCCUUGAGAUCUGACCAAUCAUUACAAAUAAAAUUACAUAAUAAAGGCAAUGAUAAAAUCAAUAAAAUACCUAUUAUAUUUGCCUUAUCACAUUCUUAUCUGAAGCUUUACCAUACUGCAGCAGUCUAUCAUCAAUUAUUUAUUAUUGUCAUGAUGACUGAUGACCUUAAGUCCCAGAUGAUAUUACAAUAUUCUGUUAGAUAAUGACACUAAUUUUAUUAUUAAGAUUUAAGUACUAAAAUGAAAAAUACAAAAUUGCAGUAAAAUAUGUUAAACAAAUGAACAAUGAACAUAUUGUUUAUAUAUUAAUGAAGCUUAGAUUGUAUGGUUGAUGUAACCAUCUAGAGUUCUAAACCAUAAUUUAAACAAAAAAUCUUUCAUUAUAGCAUUUUUUAAGUUUGCUCAAUUUCUCAAAUAAAAAUAGGUAUAAAUGAACUAUGUACCUAUACCUAAACCAAAUAAGUAAUGUUUUAUCAAAUUAAGUUUUUAUCAAUUUUACAGUUUCUACUUGUGUUAAAUUGUAAUGUAAAAAUUAAUUACACUUAACUAUUUUACUUUGUACCUAAUAAUAUAUUAAAUGUAUAGUUAUAGUAGUUACACUUAUACAUAAAAAUAUAAAAUAAAGAUUGCAUUAUAUUGAAGUACCUAACAUAAUAGGUAAAUAUUUUAUUGAUGUGCUAGGUGGUAGGGCUUACAUAGCUCUUAUUUUAUUAGAGAAAUUUUAUUGAAUUGUUAGAAUUAGAAAAUAUAAGUAGGUAUUUCUGAAUCAACAUCGAUUUUGCAUGAAUGCCAUAUACAUACAUAUACCUAAAUUAUUCAAAAAGUUAAUUAUUGAUUUUUAACCGUCUUAUUUUUUCAUAGCUGUAUUUGGUCGAUUUUAACUGAUCCUGGUGCUUCAUGUAUUUUUAUUUUAUUGUCACUGCUAUACUAAUUUUUUUAUAAAAGCAAUGUGAUUUAUAUUUUUGUUUUUUUAGUAGGUAAUAAUCUAUAGUAAUGUUUUAAAGAGAGGGUAGGUAUUUAGGUUUUAUAUGUAGAGGGUAAUAUCCGGAAUCAUUGCAUGUAUUUGAAAAAUUCUUUCAUCAUUUGAAUGGAACAUUUUUCCUGAUGGACAUAGGAUAAAUAUUAUGUAUAGUUCAACCCGGGCGAAGUCAGAGUUGACUGCUAGUUAAUUACAAUAGAGAAAUAUUUAAAUGUGCGUGCAGUGUUGUUGUAUUCCAAAACCAAAGCAUAUUUUUUGUAUAUUCUUGUUUAAAAUAAUACAUUGAUUCAUAUGAUCACUGAAAAAAAGGUAUUUUUCUCACAUAAUUUUGUGGUGUACAAUAAAAAUAGAUAAGUUAUUUUUGUAAGUGAAAGUAUAUUUUUUAUGACCAAAAUAUAAUAUAAUACAUAUUAUUAUUAUUGCAUAAAGUUGCAACUGUAUUCUGUCCUGCCUAUUCUUGAACGGUUUUAUUCAUAAUAUAUAAGUUAAGAAUAAGUAAAUAUUAUUUUUAAAAUGUGCCAAAUCUUGUCAUUAUUCAUCUCUAAUAAUAAGGAACGUGUCCCGAUUUUAACUAAUACCUACUUUUUAAACUCGAAAAGUAUCUAAUACUAAUGUAAUAAUAAGUGUCUAUUUAUGAAAAUGUUUUACCUACAUUUCAAGGAAUAUUUUUUUUUACUCAUUACUUAAACACUUAGAUGCAUAAUAUCAAUAAAAUCUGCGUCUUCCUAAGCUAGGAUGGCGCCCGGAGGCCCGGAGCGCUUAUGACCGCCAAGCCACGGUUCACUUGCUGCCAAGUACCGAAAUUUGAGAUAUUAUGUGUAUUUUCAUUCUUCAUUCAGUAUCAACUGAAGUGACCGUUAAAAUUAAUUUAUUAAAAUAUGUAGGUAGGUACCUAUAUAAUACUGUAUCUAAUGUCAGAGAGUUAUGUAUUGUAAUCACAAUAGCAUGUUCAUUUACCUAUCUUUAAAGGCUUGCUCUAAUUUAAUACUGUUAAUCAGUCUUGAUUAUUAGUUAUUAUUGUCUGUUUUUAACAUAAUCAUGUGUUAUGUGUUUAUUGUAUGUCAUGCACCACAUAAUAUUAAAUUAAAUGCCUAUUUGUACCUUAAGUAAAUUAUUGUCUACUAAAAUUAUAAUCAUACAAAUAAAAUAUAUUGUAUUGAAUUAAUAAAGAAUGCAAGCAUA